CAUCAGCCGCUCUGUCUGUCGGUGAACCAGUGCAACAGCAACAGCAGCAGCAGCAGCAGUAGGAGCAUGGGCAGAGGCAGAGCAGCAGCAGCAGCAGAGUUCAGGACUUAGAUACACACACACAGAGUAGAGCAGUAAACAGCUGUGGACUGUGUGCUCAGCAGCAUCCAGGUGUUUCAGUGUGAACAAAGUACAAGGUCCUCGCACACAAACACACGCACACACACAGUGCUGCUGCAGCAGCUCUCUCUCCACUUCAGCCCUUUCACAUCACCCACAUGUGCCUCUUUUCCUUACACUUCCCUUUUUUAUCCUAAGCUGCUUUGGUUUUUGCACUCAACAUGUCGUGUCUUUUACUGGGAGUCAUACGGAGGAAAGGUGGCGUCGGGGCAAAUGUCAAGGUUCGGGCCCUGUCCUCGCUGUCCUCGCUGCCCUCUGCAGUGGCCGAGUUUGUGAAGGGAGCGGUGGACGAGUGUAAGCCCUCUGGCGUCCAUGUGGUCACGGGGACAGCAGAGGAAACAGCCAACAUCCUGGCAGGUCUGGAGAGGGAUGGGAUGGUCAAGAAGCUUCCUAAAUAUGAAAACUGUUGGUUGGCACGUACAGACCCUAAGGACGUGGCUCGGGUGGAGAGCAAGACUGUCAUUGUGACCAAGAACCAAAGGGACACCAUCCCCAUCCCCGCUGACGGCGUGAAGAGCCAGUUAGGCAGCUGGAUGAGCGAGUCAGACUGGCAGAAUGCCAGAAAGGAGCGUUUUCCUGGCUGCAUGGCAGGUCGGACCAUGUUCGUGAUUCCCUUCAGUAUGGGUCCCGUAGGCUCCAAUCUAAGUAAAUAUGGUGUCCAGGUGACGGACUCGCCGUACGUGGUGGCCAGUAUGGGGAUCAUGACACGUAUGGGAACACCGGUCCUCAACAAACUGGCCGAGGGAGUGGACUUUGUCCGCUGUCAGCACUCUCUCGGGCGACCUCUUCCCCUAAAAGCCCCUUUGGUCAACUCCUGGCCCUGUAACCCAGAAAAGGUGCUGGUAUCUCACCUGCCCGACACCAGGCAGAUUCUGUCCUUUGGUAGUGGAUACGGAGGAAACUCUCUGCUGGGGAAGAAGUGUUUUGCCCUCCGCAUCGCCUCCAGCAUCGCAAGGGAUGAGGGUUGGCUGGCAGAGCACAUGCUGAUCCUGGGUAUCACCAACCCUCAGGGAGUGAAGCGUUACAUAGCAGCAGCUUUCCCCAGCGCCUGUGGUAAAACCAACUUGGCAAUGAUGAAACCGUCUUUACCCGGCUGGAAGGUUGAGUGUGUGGGAGACGACAUCGCAUGGAUGAAGUUUGACAGCCAAGGGAAACUGAGGGCCAUCAACCCAGAGAACGGUUUCUUCGGUGUAGCUCCAGGCACCUCAGACAAGACCAAUCCCUUCGCCAUGGCCACCAUAGCCAAAAACACUGUGUUCACCAAUGUUGGUGAAACCAGUGAUGGAGGAGUGUGGUGGGAAGGACUGGACCCUCCUGCAGGUGUCACAUUCACAGACUGGCACGGCAAAUCCUGGAAGCCAGGAAGCUCGACUCCCUGUGCACACGCCAACUCCCGCUUCUGUACUCCGGCCGCUCAGUGUCCUAUCAUUGACCCACAGUGGGAGAGCGAGGAGGGCGUUCCCAUCGACGCUAUCAUCUUCGGAGGCAGGAGGCCAGAAGGAGUCCCUCUGGUCUACGAGACCUUCAACUGGCAGCAUGGAGUUUUUGUUGGGGCUGCAAUGAGGUCUGAGGCCACUGCAGCUGCUGAGCAUAAAGGCAAGACAAUCAUGCAUGACCCCUUCGCCAUGCGACCGUUCUUCGGCUACAACUUUGGCGACUACCUCGCUCACUGGCUGAGCAUGCAGAGCCGAAAGGCGCCCACUCAGCUGCCCAAGAUCUUCCACGUCAACUGGUUCAGAAAGGACCCGAGCAGCGGCGCCUUCCUCUGGCCGGGCUUUGGCGAAAACUCCCGUGUCCUGGAGUGGGUGUUCAGGCGCUGCAGCCGGGAGAGGGAGGAUGAAGCUGCCAGGAAGAGUAUUAUCGGUUGGCUGCCAGAAGAUGGUGCCAUCAACACUGAAGGCCUGGGCAGCGGUGUGGAUAUGGGUGCGUUGUUCGAUGUGCCCAAAGCUUUCUGGCAGAAGGAGACCAAAGAGUUGAGAGCCUACUUCACUCAGCAAGUCGGAGCUGAUCUGCCCCCGCAGGUGGAGGCUGAGCUGAAGGCUCUGGAGGACAGAGUGCACAAGUAAAUCCAUUGUGACAACACAAACAAGGCGGUCGUUCCCCGUGAGGCAGGAUCACAUCAUUACGGUGCAAUCGGAGUCGCUGCCUGGGUUUACAAACAGAGAAUGAAGAUCUGGUUAGUUAGGUUAAUCCAGUUUCUAUGAUGCAUAAAAAGAUAAAAAAAAGUUUGGUUGACGUGUUUGGCUGAGACCUUGCCGUGGCGCAGAAACAUCCCAUGUGUCUCUCAGCAGAGGGCAUGAAAGGAUGUGCCAAAAAAAAUAAUUUACAUGAGUAAUACUUGUUACUGGCAGACUGAUGAGAUUAUCUGAACAAAGGGUUUGUUUACGGGUUCUCUUUGGAAAAAAAAGAAAAACGACGAGUAUUAGAAUUUCUCUGCAAAUGAAAACCCAGUCAGUGAUUAUUUUUUAUCAGAUAAGAAUGAAAUGACAGAGGUGGAAUUGAGGGAGACGUUAAUUUACAAUGCAAUACCUUCACUUUAUCACACUAAUGCUUCAACACUGACAGAAUGGUGCUAGGUUGGUGGUGGCAGGGAGGUUUAAUUUAACGUGCAGGUUGGAUUCCUGGAGGUUAAAGGAGCCAGUGUCACUCCCUCCAUUCACCUACAAAACCUGUCAUUGUGCUGGAGCUCAAUCAUUACGACCUAGUCGUGCCUUAUUGGAUGUUAAAAAAUAAGGUCCUUUUUUAAGACAAUAUUUUGACCAAGGAAAGUAAACUUCUAACAUUUCUAACACUUUUAGAUGCCCUUUUUAUUUUAAAUGAAGCCUGUAAACUUUAAAUUAAGUCUGUAAACUACUCAGACUCGGGAUUACUAUGCAGGCGAUAUUUAGACAUAAAAUGUUCUGCAAUGGACCAAAAAAAGGUGAAUGUGAAAGUGUGACUAUAUUGUUGAAUACCAAGGUUUUUAUUACAGUGCAAUGAAUAAAUAUUUUAAAACAGA
Solea senegalensis (Senegalese sole) is the source of this 3178-nucleotide messenger RNA. RefSeq names its product phosphoenolpyruvate carboxykinase 2 (mitochondrial) (gene pck2). The coding region runs from base 342 to 2246 and encodes 634 amino acids. The record is from RefSeq and is a predicted model, not a curated record. Gene Ontology annotation, molecular function: manganese ion binding; phosphoenolpyruvate carboxykinase (GTP) activity; GTP binding. Lineage: Eukaryota; Metazoa; Chordata; Actinopteri; Pleuronectiformes; Soleidae. The transcript has 11 exons. Gene Ontology annotation, cellular component: mitochondrion; cytosol. Gene Ontology annotation, biological process: response to starvation; cellular response to dexamethasone stimulus; cellular response to insulin stimulus.